AAUGUUUAUUUACGUAGGUACUGUCUGAAGUCAAAUCACACGCAAAUCACAAUAGUCAUUACGCACAAAAGCAAAAAUUAAAAGUGUAAUGAUCUUGAAUCCGUGAAGAUGUUUUGGUACCCAUGGUCCGAAAGUAUCAAAAAAAGAGCCUGUCGAUACCUUCUCCAGAGGUAUCUUGGAAACUUUCUUGAAGAAAAACUUACUUUAGAUCAGCUGAGUGUCGAUUUAUACAAUGGAACAGGGACGGUUUCUGAAGUCAGCCUUGACUGUGAGGCGCUUAAUGAAUUGGGUGAUUCUCAAAACUGGCCACUGGAAAUAGUUGAUGGGCAAAUGCAAGAGAUCACUGUGACAGUGCCGUGGUCAACAUUACUCAAAGAUGAUUCAAUUGUUGAGAUUAAUGGGCUCUCGCUUACCGUUCAACCAAAAGUACGGACAGAGCCAGUGUCAUCCAUGUUGGAGUCCAUGUGGUCGUCAAUGUCCUCGUCAAUGCAAUUGGCAGCGGAAUGUCUCCGUGAGGAGGCAGGACCACAAGAAUCAAACCCAGUGGAAGGCAUUGAAAUGUUUGCCCAUGCUAUUGAUUCCAUUUUAAGCAGAGUGAAAGUAAAAUUUGUGAACACAAAAAUAAGAAUAGAACAUGUACCUAAAAAUGGUACAAGAGGCAUAGCUCUGGAAGCUCAUAUUAAAAACAUUGACUACUUUGAUGAGGCUGGAUCGGAAUCUGUACCUGAAUCAUCAGAUACAGAAAAGAACAAAACAUAUGUAGUGUCCACAUAUACAAAUAAGAAAAUUAAAUUCUCAGGAAUAACAUUUUAUAUAGACGAGUUUCCUUCAAAAUUGCGUACAAUGGCUCCAAGUUUGAUCAUGGAAAAAUCUGCAUCAUCUCAAGCAGAUAAAUCUGAAGGCACUGCUGAGACACCUGAUGCGAACUAUCAAAGCACAUUAUCAGAUGUUUUCUACGAAGCUAGAAGUGUGAUAUCCACAAUAGAUUCUGAUCCUAUAAGGGACAUAAUUGAAGAUAGACAUCCUGAUUCUACAAGAGAAAAUACGCCAGAAGAGAAGGCAAGCCAACCUGAUCCCAUACUUUUUGCUAAAUUAACUGGCCAUCAGGAACUAAACUUAAAACUCAAACAUUCUGAAGAAGUAGAAGGCCCAAAGGUGGAGGUGAAAGUACUGUUGGGGUCUUUUCUUAUUUUCAUGACUCCAAGACAGUUGCACACAAUUAUAGAACUCUGUGAUGCAUUAAAUCAACCAGAUUUAGAAGAUACAAGCAAUAUACCCAUUCGACCCAGUGGAGUCAAUGUCCAAUGCAAACCAAUGACUCAUGCGGAUUUUCAACUAAUAGAAGCGCAGUUACUUGGGAACUUGGAGAAAAGAGCCAAACCUACCACUAUGCAUGGCUGGUCAGGGCCUAGUAUCGAUGAGAGUGAGAUGGACAGUGAGAGGUUCCAUCCAAUGACGUCAGACGCUCAAAUGUCGGAGAGUUUCAACUCGUCGGUCAGUUCUAUGAGCACGAGUAUGACGUCCAGUCUAAACAUACCUACGGCCCAACCAAGAAUCAAGAGAAAUAAAAAAGUUCCACACAUAGACGGUGACCCUACAGCUGAGGUGUCCCACGUAAGCCUUCGAAUAGCGUCUAUUUCCUGUGUACUCUUACAUAAGGAUAUCCUUAUACCAACACCAAUGGGAAUUACUUGUAUAUCAAAUUCUUCCGCAACUAAGUUGCAACAAGUUAGCACUGAAUUUUUCGCCCGCAUCGAAACAUUCACUAAAAUGGACGAAAGAAAAGAUUUGAACACAAUCAACGAAUCUUUAGAUAUUGCUACUGAUUUGGAUCAUUUAAGGUUACUAGCAUCAGAAAUAAGUUUGGACGGUAGUGAGAAAGUGACGUCACACGGCAGUCAGACAAUGUGCGAAGCAGCCGUGCGGAAUGUUCUAGUGCGAGAGUGCUUAUAUAUUCAUCCUGAAGACGAAGAGGUUCAGAGACAGAGCUACGAUUUGAUAUAUUUUGAUAAUGAAGAGGAUGAAUCUAUUAUGGCACCACCAAAGUCAAAUUUAAGAAUGAACUUCAAACAAACAUCCAAAUACAUGAGGAUAGGCAGUGAAAAGAAACUAGUUUAUCCCACUACUGAUGUUGUCUUGAAAUGUACCCCAUUCCACAUAGACGUAGAGUUGACACUAAUAGAGCGAAUGUCUGCGACAUUUUUCCCGACAAACAAUACUACGAGUGCGCCUGCGCAGAGUCAGCCGCAGAAUCACUUCAAUUUCACUCUACAUUGUCCUAAUUUGAAUGCCGUUUUAAGGUUCCCAAUAGCAGACCUACGUCCAGGUAUAAACCGUGACAUCAGACGCGUGCGCAACGACUACCUUGUCUUCAAGUUCCAAAACGCGACGAUCUCUUGCCAGCAAGUGCCGGCAACUCGACCGCUACCAACAACGGUAGCGGUUAAAGCUACAACUCUGGAUUUGUAUUAUCAUGAAAAUGAACAUUUACCAGCAACUCACAUGGCUCAAACUACAAUGGACGACACGUCGUUUGAAGGCGAUAUACUCAAAGGCAACACAACUACUCCUCUUCCUAUGAUAUCCAUAACAUUCCAACCUCGCGAAACAAGCAAGGGCCCGUUCGAUUCCCUUGCAGACGAAUUUAAUUUCGAACCAAAAGCGACCAACCCCAUGACUACAUCAAUGUAUAUAAUGAAUAACCUACGAAGCACACUACCUAGCCCAUUUAGUGGUAAGAAAAUGGCGCAUCAGGGUAUUGGCAAACACGAAACACAGACGAAAGGUCAAGAGGAAGAAUUAAUAGUUCCGGGUACGGACGAGGAAAUGGCCGAAUUUACAAACAGUUCAGUCGAAAACUCGUCAAUUCACCUUGACUUCAACUUACCUAUACUUAGCUUACAACUUGAAUCUAAACAGCUAUACGAGAUAAUCUACAACCGCAUCAACUCCGACCUGUUGCUAUGGGAACCGCGAGUAACAGAACCGUUCGAUAUCACGCCGCACAUCUGCGGCCCGAUAUACCCAGCUUUUGGCGUUUGUAAGGGAUAUGACUCAGAUUCAGACAGUUCAUCAUCAGAAGAGGAGAACUUAUAUUACUCUACAUACGACCAUAAAGCGAGGAAAAAUUACGGUAACACGAAACCAUUGCCAGAGAACAAGGAAAGCGAGUCACAUAACUUUUGUCUGACGCUGAAAGUUGGCAAGGGUUUGCUUAGUAUAUACGCUCCUGUUAGGGAUAGUAAUAAACAAGUAGUGCCCGGUCAAAUGGGUGAACUAGUGCUUGAAGCACAGAAGUUAUCAAUGUGCCAAGUAAGUGGUCUAAAUGGACGGGCUAAAACCGCUCAAAUGUGUUUGAGAGGCGGCAAAAUGACUCUUUAUCAUGAACCUAUUCUAACAAUUCCGUCAAUCAAACCGAAUUUACGAUUACACGGGACUGCUUUACCAUCCCAUCUUAAGAGAACGAUAUAUCCUUCAAAUAAAGGCGUGUUCAUAAAGGAACGAAUGGAGCCAAAAGACAUGUUCACCUUGGCGUUAAAGACUGAACCAAAUAGUGAUACACCAGGCCUGAAGACAAUUUGCAUAGCGCUCGGCAUAGAGCAAGCGACAUUACGCCACAGAGGCGACAAAGGCAUAGCGUGGUUGAACCAAUUCAUGGAUAUAUUGGAUGUCCUAGAUUAUCCUGUUCCUGGAUACAUACCAUCUACUGUGCUAUCGGAACUGCAUGUACAUGUGUGGGAUUGUGCUGUGGACUAUAGACCUCUAUAUCUACCAAUACGCACGGUAGCAACAUUAGGAAACUUCAGCGUUUCAAGCAACCUCAUACCGGAAACAAAUACGUCAUACCUUCGAUUCUUAGCUCAAGAAUGUACUCUAUUUCUAUAUUAUGUAAACAAUGCGAAACCAAAUACAGCUGUACCACUAGAUGAUGAGAAACACCCAGACAUACAUAGAGACUAUGUGUGUGUGGUGGAUGUUGGAUUGUUUGAACUUUCGCUAAGAAUGGCGGAUAAAACUAAUGGGUCAAACGACCAGCCACAAGUAGAUCUGACAGCGUCCAACAACAUGGUGAACAUGUACACGUGCUGGGAUUCAGCGUCAGCGCUGUGCCGCUUACUGACUUACGUAGCUUCGGAUGGAGAUUCAAAUCCGCCAUACAUUCGCUCGAGACACACCAGUAUAUGUUCUGAUCAGCUCGAACAGCUUGUUGGUCUUGAUGACAGACCAAUGGAAGAAAUCAGAGAACUAUCGCCCAGUGAAAUACAGCAAGUUAAUGAUCUAAUGGCAGAGGCUUUGAAAGAAAGUCCAAAUAACACGAAUGAAGAAGAUGAAUUGAUCAGUUCGACGGAAAAAGAAGGAGUUGAAGUGUUCUUCUUUCCAGAUGAAUCUAAUGCAAAACAGAAACAGAUUUCUGAAUGCACAGACACGGAGAUGGAAAUACAGGGUAUAGAAGACCAAGAAUGUAAGAGCAUAGACAUAGUGGAACAGGCGCAAGAAGCUAAACCAAAUAUUCAAGUGGCCAGAGAUUUGGGAGAUCCUACACUCACGCCAAAGGCGUCACCACGAAAGUCUAGGCGGAAAAAGGUAAAAUCCGGCGGAGACGGUAGCAACACGGAUGACGAAUACUGCAUAGUAGAUACGCAAGUAUACUCACAUGACAAUGAAAUGGACGAGCCCGUAGUGAACUGGAUCGGACCGGGCCCAGUGUAUAUGGUCGAUAAUCAUUUCACAGUACCAGCGGCUAGAUCGGAUGUUCUUAAAGCGCCUAAGAGUUUCCCGCUGCCUGUUUUGAGAUACACUCUGUGCGAAAUGAGCCUAACAUGGAAUAUGUACGGCGGUCAUGACUUUCGCCCGACAACUGUAACACCUAAAAAAACUGUCAGCAUUGAGGUCGAUCCAAGAAGACAAGGCUCUCCUACCGCAAAACGCAGCAAAGACUACGAGCCAUACGAAAAAAGCGUGGCAGUCGCAGCUGCUAUGCGGAGCGGUGUGAGCUGGUCCGCGGGCAGUGAGCGUGUGCGACCCGCAACCGUAGCUCGUACGGACCCCAGAGCACGUGGUGGGGCGCUGCGUGACCACCACACUUGUGUGAAGCUGUGCCUAACUAAGGUAAAAUUCCAACACGAAGUUUACCCGCCGGGAGGGACACAGGCGUCUCGACAAACGUUAGCAAUCACCAAGAUAGAAGUACUGGACCGGCUUGUUUGCAGUGACAUCAAUAAGCUACUCAGUCAGUAUAAGCUGAAGGACGAACCUGAGAGAAAGAAUGCGCAUAUGUUAGUAGUGAAAGCGGUGCAUCUCAGAGCGGAUGCCGCUUUACCAGCGCAAGAGUGCUGCCUUAAAGUGUCACUGUUGCCGCUCAGGUUCAAUUUAGAUCAAGAUACGUUAGCUUUCUUAGUUGGCUUCUUCUCCAAGCUGGGUACAGAUGAAUCUAGUGAAGAGGAAUCCAUAGUGGGGGCAACAACAACGGAAUCGGGAGGUACGGGCGGCUCGGGGGGGUCUCGUCAAACGACUCCCACGCACCGGCCGCCCGUCAUGAGCAUCGCGAGCCAUUUGCGUGACCCCCCGCCCACGCCCACUUCGCUUGGGGACGCGGAUUGUCUCUCGCUUAAUGAAACAGUUAUCCGUGACGACGAGCCGCUAAUGGAGACGUAUGAAGCUGAACGUCUUGUGUCUGAAAAUCUGAUACAAUUAGAAGAAGAUUUCCAACGACUGGCCGUUAGUCAAGAGAAGACAACCACUAAACUGCCUGAUACUGAACCGGUGGAUGAUUCACCUAUUUACUUCAGGCGCGUAGUAUUUUCGCCCGAAGUACCUAUAAGGUUGGACUACGUCGGCAAACGAGUGGAUCUGUCUGCGGGGCCGGUGGCCGGUCUGCUCAUGGGUUUGGGACAACUUAACUGUUCCGAACUCACGCUCAAACGACUUGACUAUAAGUUGGGUCUUCUGGGCUUAGAAAAGUUAGUACAAUGGGCGUUGCACGAGUGGCUCUCUGACAUAAAGCGCCAUCAGUUGCCAGGACUCCUCAGCGGUAUUGGGCCUAUGCAUUCCUUACUUCAAAUUAUAACCGGCAUCCGCGACCUGGUAUGGCUGCCAGUAGAACAAUGGCGGCGCGACGGGCGGCUCGUGCACGGGCUGCGGCGCGGCGCCGCGUCCUUCACCGCGCGCACCGCCGUCGCCGCGCUCGACAUCACCGCGCGCCUGCUGCACCUCGUGCAGGCAACAGCAGAAACCGCGUUCGACAUGCUAUCCCCAGCACCAGCGUUGCCGCUGACAGCGGGCGCGCGCUCGCGGCGCCGGCGGCGGGACCACGCGCGGCAACCCGCUGAUAUACGGGAGGGGGUGGCUAGCGCGUACCUUACUGUGAGAGAGGGUUUCGCGGAAACAGCAGCAAGCAUGGCAGCAGCGGCACGUCGCGGGCGUGGUGCGGGAGUACUGCGGCAGUUACCAGGCGCGGCUGUAACUCCGCUAGCGCUAGCCGCAGCGGGCGCGGCCGACCUGCUGGGGGGCGUGCGCGCGGCACUAGCGCCCGACUCGUGCCGCGACCACGCGGACAAGUGGCGCCGCAACGAUGCGGACGAUACAACAGAUUAAUCAUAAGAAGCUCGCAACCUACUUAAUGUAAUGAUCUCCAUGCAUAUCCUACCCACGGUGACGGUUCAUUUUAAUAUCCAAACAAAUUUACACAAAAAGGAAUUAUAAAGGGAAUAACAUUUUGAAAAAUUCAUUUCAAUGUGAUAUUUUUAUAUUAUAUAGUAAGAUAAAGCAUUGAGCCUAGUCUAUCUUAUUAUAGAUCUGAAAAUAUGAAUUGGGAAACUGCAGGUCAGUUGUCCUUCAAAAGCAAUAUUUUGUGUAAUGCUUUUGUAUUUAAGUAACAAAAAGCAGAGGAGAAAAUACAGGUUGUUAGAACAAAUGAUGUCACUUAUGAUGUUAGCUAUCUUAGUAUCUUGUCCUGCGAGGUUGCUGGUAUUUUACAAGUAAACCUGUAUAAAUUGAACUUAGGACCAGAAAUCAUAUAUUCCUGUUUUAUUCUAUAGAAAUCCGUUAUAAUUUUAUCAAAUUUUAAACCUAUGUUUAUAUAAUUUCAAAUUUGUCCAUGUAAGCCUGUAGCAAAAAUAAAUAACUACAGGGCUGGUUUUUACGUCAAGUUUAUGAGGAAUUUUAACCCUUUUGAAUUUCAUACCUCGCCUCAAUCUGUCAAUGUUAAUAGGGCUCAACUACUAUUUAAUUUCAAAACUUGUAAAUAAGAAAGGUGCUUGAAUAUUUACCUAGCAUUUUAGAGCAUUUAGUAUAUGAUAUCUUUAAAUAAAUAAUAAAAUAUGUAAAUAUUUUUUAUAUCUUUAACUAAAUCAGGAUCGCUAGGUGCCAUGACAUUGUGUGAACGUUUUCUUACAAGAUGUAUAAAAUUUGUUGAAAAUAAUUGUUUUGUGUUGAUUUUUAAUUUUAUGUAAGUGAUUUAUUAGAAUUCUGGCAGUAACCAAUAUUUUAUCUUUAUAUUAUUAUUAUGUGAUAUUUAGAAUAAAAAUAUUAGAGGCAAAUUUUAUUUCUACCUUUGAAAAGGUAUAAUAUAGUUUCUUUUAAUGGUUAUAAAAUAUAUGUUAGCACUGUAUUCAAUUUUUUAUAUUUUAACUACAAUAAUAAAGUGAUAGAAGUGA
This is a messenger RNA of Colias croceus (clouded yellow), 7655 nucleotides long. RefSeq names its product autophagy-related protein 2 homolog A. Gene Ontology annotation, biological process: piecemeal microautophagy of the nucleus; reticulophagy; autophagy of mitochondrion. NCBI's taxonomy places the organism in Eukaryota, Metazoa, Arthropoda, Insecta, Lepidoptera, Pieridae. The record is from RefSeq and is a predicted model, not a curated record. Gene Ontology annotation, molecular function: phosphatidylinositol-3-phosphate binding. The coding region runs from base 109 to 6594 and encodes 2161 amino acids. Gene Ontology annotation, cellular component: extrinsic component of membrane; phagophore assembly site. The transcript has 38 exons.